AUGUCGUGGGAAGGGUUUAAAAAAGCUAUCAACCGAGCAGGUAAUAGUGUCAUUGUCAAGAAUGUUGACAAGACUAUUGAUAAAGAAUAUAAUAUGGAGGAACGUCGUUAUAAAGUUCUUCAAAAAGCCGGGGAUUCAUUACAGAAGGAGGCUAAGGGGUAUUUGGAUUCUAUCAGAGCCGUGACUGCUUCACAAGUGACCAUUGCUGAAGUAAUUUCUAAUCUAUAUGAUGAUUCCAAAUAUGCCAAUUCCAAUAAUAACAGUAACGUGGGUAAUUAUUAUUUACAAUCUGUACAGGAUUUUGAUUCUGAAACAGUUAAACAACUGGAUGGUCCCUUUAGAGAGACUGUCUUGGACCCUGUUACUAAAUUCUCGAGUUAUUUCAAAGAAAUCGACGACGCUAUAAAGAAAAGAGACCACAAGAAACAAGAUUAUGAUGCAUCCAAGGCUAAAGUACGUCGACUAAUCGAGAAGCCUGCGAAAGAUGCAUCUAAAUUGCCAAGGGCUGAAAAGGAAUUGGCCCUAUGCAAAGACGUGUUUGAUAAUUUGAACGAUCAAUUAAAAUUGGAAUUGCCACAACUAAUCUCAUUAAGAGUGCCAUAUUACGACCCUAGUUUCGAAGCAUUGGUCAAGAUCCAGAUGAGAUUCUGUACUGAUGGGUACACGAGGCUGGCACAAAUCCAACAGUAUUUAGAUCAACAAUCAAGAGAUGAUUAUGCCAAUGGGUUAUUGGACGACCGGAUUUCCGAUCUCCUGCAACAGAUGUCCAGUCUGGACAUCUGUGCCUUGGGGUAUAAAUGA
This is a messenger RNA of Henningerozyma blattae CBS 6284, 801 nucleotides long. Its product is annotated as BAR domain-containing protein. Gene Ontology annotation, cellular component: Rvs161p-Rvs167p complex; mating projection tip; actin cortical patch. The transcript has a single exon. The record is from RefSeq and is a predicted model, not a curated record. Lineage: Eukaryota; Fungi; Ascomycota; Saccharomycetes; Saccharomycetales; Saccharomycetaceae. Gene Ontology annotation, molecular function: lipid binding; protein binding. Bases 1 to 801 code for a protein of 266 amino acids. Gene Ontology annotation, biological process: actin filament organization; actin cortical patch localization; endocytosis.